AUGCUCAUUUAUCUUGGCAACCCAUCCCCUGCCCUUUUGCGUGUCAUCAGCAAGGACUACAAGGCCAAAGCCAUGAUGCACGGCGACAUAUGGUGGCCCGCAACGAAAGCGCCAGGAUACGUGGCUUGUCCCCAAAACCUGAACUACAAGUCGGCCCUCAUAGAAUUGAAAGUGAAGAGCCUGCUCACGAAAGAGAUGGCGGUGGAUAACCGCCUGUCGCAGCGUCAUGCACUGCGG
This is a messenger RNA of Symbiodinium sp. CCMP2592, 237 nucleotides long. The record is from the annotation of a GenBank genome assembly. NCBI's taxonomy places the organism in Eukaryota, Dinophyceae, Suessiales, Symbiodiniaceae.